UAACCAAGCUAAGCGACCCUCCGACCACAUUUCUGACCUUGAUCGAACGAAAAAAGACUUAAAAAAAACUUUACUACCGCGUUUUUUUUUAAUACCAAUUCAUCAUCGUCACCUUCAAUUCGCCCGUCGGAGAAAGAAUAAGAAACAAAGGCACGGUUGCAGGAAACUCGGGACACGGAGCCCGGGUAAGAUCUUUGUGUAAGUGGAUUUAAGUGGAGAGGGGGGAAAAUCCAGCUAAAAAAAGAGCGUGUAGUGAACGCGCACCGCGACUCCAGGUUCCAUCUUAAAAAGACGCGCAGAGAGAACCCACAUCUUUUCGGGCAGGGCGUACCGUCAUACAGCACAGUUCAAUUUUAUUCUCUCCCAAAUCUCAAAUCUCAAGUCCCUAAUCCCUUAACCCCUUCUUUAUCCAAUCCGUCCCUUUUUUUUAUUAUUCUUUUUUUUUUUAUCCUUCACCACAUUCAUUCUAUCAUUACAUUGCAAGUUCCCGCUAUUUUCAUCUAUCUUGCCAUGCAUUCUUGACUUGACCUUUUAUCAUGACAUCCUCACCCGUCAAGACCAUGGAUAGAGCGGAUCGGGCCACGGUAGAGGAGCCCACGUUGCCCCCUGCUUCUGCCUCUAUCUCGCCCAGCAAGAAGCGUCCUGCACCUUCUUUGCUCCCGCCCUUCGAGCCCCUCUCAUCUUCUCCCGGCUUUCCAAGGCCUAUGAAGAGAGUAGCUCGGGAUAAGCUCGCCGACUCGAACCCAUUCUUCAAGUAUCCUACACCAAUUCCAACCUCAAGUACUGGUAUACUCUCAUCAUCUCCUCCACGCGUGUCAUCGUCCAGACCUGGACUUGAGCGUACGGAGUCUGCGUCGGAACGAACACCCUUAUCUGCUGUACGAUCCAUCGAACUCAACGAGAAUGGCGAUACACUCCUGAUGGGUCGCUCGAGUAAUUCCUCUCACUAUCAGUUGUCGGCCAAUCGUCUCAUAUCUCGUGUCCACGUCAAGGCACGAUAUAUCCCUGCUGUAGAUCCUCUGGAGCCAAACAAGGUUGAAAUCGUCUGCAAUGGUUGGAAUGGAAUAAAACUUCAUUGUCAGGGGCGAACGUGGGAGUUGGGAAAAGGAGAUACCUUCACCUCGGAAACUGAGAAUGCCGAGAUCAUGUUGGACGUACAGGACGCGAGGGUUAUGCUGCAUUGGCCUAAGAAGAAUCGUCAUGAACCCGCAGCCUUGUCGGAUUCAUCAUGGGAGGAGUCUCCGUGUUCUAGACAUCGCCGUAAUGAUUCCGGUUCAGACUUCCUGCAGUCAAGCCCCCUUCGACGACAGACGCGUAUUAGAUCCCCUGAAUCACCUUCUCCACAUAAUUCUUCGGGCAACUUGGAUACAUUGCUACUAGCUGAUGAUGCGAGCGAGCCCGUCCAGAUAUAUGAAGACGCAAGGGCAGAUGAGCAAGAGCUUCCCAAGGAGGCAUCCGAGGUGGAUGCAUCGUUCGCUCAGACAGAAGUUACCAAUAGUUUCUCUAGUGAUCUUAGUGAUCCUGACGAUGAUGAUCCUGAUGAGGAGAACGACCCUAUUGUACAUUCCUUUGGCCCGUUCGGAGCCAACCUCUCCAACCGCCUGGCUGCCAUCACAGCAGAAUCACCAAAACGGUCGUCCCGUGUCGUAUCAGGUGACACAACAGCUAAGCCGUCAACCGAGCCGGAAGAAGAGAAGGCUACUACUGCUAGCCGUGUUGAUGUGGCAGUUGUCAAAAAUCAUGUCGUCAACCAGUUGGCCUACUCUCGACUGUCAUCCACCCCCUUGUCUACCAUACUCAGUCUCCUCCCCGCCGAAGAGAAAAGGGACUUAACUAAGGCCGAAUUGCGUGAUAUUAUUGAGUCGACGCCGUGCAUUGGCGUUAUCCCCCGCCACGGAAAGGACGCGGCCGGCCAGCCGUUAGAGAGCCAAUAUUACUAUGACCCAGAACAUGAUGAUGACGAGUCGCGACGAAUUGCCGUGACCCAAAGCUUGCGAAAACCGGGCUUGAGAGGUUGCCGGAAGCAGCAUAAGCAAUACUACUGGAAGCCGCCCAAGGCACCGUAGACGCCCAAGCAGCAGGCUGCCCCGAUAUGUACUAGGCUCAUUUAGACUUAUUCAAAACUUCCUAUCACGUUCGUAGAUGAUGUGGAAGUUGGUAUUCUCUUUCUGACUGUUUGAUAUUGGCGCUAGCAACUGCGUCAGCAUUGUUGCCCACCCCCCUAUGCAUAGCUGGAGGCGUUGGAUGGUCCAUUUAUGAUUUUUUUUUCUUUUAAAUGGGGAGUUUAGGACAUUUUGAUGAUAUCCUGCUACACCGUUUCAUAGUGGUAUAUGAGGUAGAUGCGAUUUGGAUGACGUGACGAGUCACCGACGGCACCUCGCUGGUUAAAGAAAUACGGUUGGGGGGGAAAGGUUUGAGAUUGCACUUGCACAUGCUUGCAGACGCUCAUUACCUGUGUACAUAAGGCGGCAAUGAAAAAUCGGUAAUUUUGAUUUUGCUUUGAUUGGAUCCUGGCUCACUCGUUAAGGUUCUCGACUAUGUAUGGUGGUUGAGCGAGUGGCGUUUGCUAUACUGUAAUUGUAAAAGUGUUAAUAGUUUCGGGUGAUGUAAAGUUGAACACCAGUUGAACAAAGACUUAUGACG
Messenger RNA from Daldinia caldariorum, 2643 nucleotides. RefSeq lists its product as uncharacterized. The coding region runs from base 537 to 2066 and encodes 509 amino acids. Gene Ontology annotation, molecular function: protein binding. The record is from RefSeq and is a predicted model, not a curated record. Lineage: Eukaryota; Fungi; Ascomycota; Sordariomycetes; Xylariales; Hypoxylaceae. The transcript is spliced from 2 exons.